CCUCCUCCUCCUCCUGCUUCAACUCUCCGGAGUUUGGUCGCAGCCGCCGCCGCCGCUAACAAACCGACUUUUCUCUGGAUUUAUCUCCGCCUUCGAAGCCGAACUUUCCCGUCUCUGAGUUGGACCUUCACGGACGGCAGCAGCCCCGGCAGCAGCUCACGGAACCGGACCGAGCCGGAGGAGGAAUCGGGCGUCCUGUCGAAGUCGCCAUGGAAGUUCCUGGUAUGCAGAGCACUCAGAUCGAUCCAGAGGAGCUGUUCACCAAGUUGGAUCGCAUUGGAAAGGGCUCGUUUGGAGAGGUGUUCAAAGGCAUCGAUAAUCGCACUCAGAGCGUCGUGGCCAUAAAGACGAUCGACCUGGAGGAGGCCGAGGAUGAGAUCGAGGACAUCCAGCAGGAGAUCACGGUGCUCAGCCAGUGCGACAGUCCGUACAUCACCAAGUACUACGGCUCCUACCUGAAGGGCAGCAAACUGUGGAUCAUCAUGGAGUAUCUCGGUGGAGGAUCAGCGCUCGACCUGCUGCGUGCGGGUCCGUUCGACGAGUCUCAGAUCGCCACCAUGUUGAAGGAGAUCCUGAAGGGCCUGGACUACCUGCACUCUGAGAAGAAGAUCCACCGAGACAUCAAAGCUGCCAACGUCCUGCUGUCCGAGCACGGUCAGGUGAAGCUGGCCGACUUCGGCGUGGCCGGUCAGCUCACCGACACGCAGAUCAAGAGGGAAACCUUCGUGGGAACGCCGUUCUGGAUGGCGCCGGAGGUGAUCCAGCAGUCGGCCUACGACUCCAAGGCCGAUAUUUGGUCGCUGGGCAUCACGGCCAUCGAACUGGCCAAAGGGGAGCCUCCUAACUCCGACAUGCACCCGAUGCGAGUCCUCUUCCACAUCCCCAAGUCGCCUCCUCCGACGCUGACCGGCGAUUUCUCCAAGAGCUUCAAAGACUUCACCGAGGCCUGUCUCAACAAGGACCCCACCUUCCGUCCGACAGCCAAGGAGCUUCUGAAGCACAAGUUCAUCGUGAAACACUGCAAGAAGACGUCGUACCUGAGCGAGCUGAUCGACCGCUUCAGGAGGUGGAAGCAGGAGGGCCACAGCGACAGCAGCUCCGAGGACUCCGACGGCGAAUCCAGCAACAAAGAGAACAGCGACUCUCCUGAGUGGACCUUCACCACCGUCCGGAAGAAGAAGACGGACGGACGGACCGCCCUCAACGGGGUGGACAGUACCCAGCAUGGUCAGGACCAGCUGAGUAAAUCUGCCAGUCUGACCACGGUCAUCUCUCCCGUCUUCACUGAGUUGAAACAGCAGCACAAGGAGCAUUCUGAGCAGCGAUUGGCCAUCGAGAAACUGGAGAGCAACAUCCGAUUGGCUGAAGAGGUGUGUCCAGGCAUCACGGACAGGAUGGUCCAACGCAUCAUAGCCAGGUACCAGAAGUUCACGACAAACUGAAGGACGAUCGAUGGACCACCGAAGCGCAGAGAGACUGUGUCUCCGAACGGCUGCUGGACGACGAAACGGAGGAGAUUUGCUGUGCGAUGCCUCCUCGCUGUACACACACACACACACACACACACACACACACACACACUACUAAUGUAAUAUAUACACUAUAUUAUAUAUAAAUAUAAAAUAUAUAUUCACUGCUGCUGGUUGAAGACCUUUUUUCUCCGCCGGAACUUUUGGAAAAACAAUCUGAGUUGGACUUUUGGUUUUUGAGGUGGUGAACUUUCUCCCAUUGUUCUUUUUGUAACGACUUCUUCCUCUUGAGCUUGAAUGUGUUUAAAGUAAAGCAGACCAAUGUUUCAGGCUGGCCUCAGUCAUGAGUCAUCUGUCACCAUCAUGUGCCUUAAUCCUUUUUGCUAUCAGUGAUUUUCUACAAGAAUGCGUCGCGUUUUUUUGUUUGGUAGAGAUUCUUUUUGUCGUACGUGGAGAAACGUAAACCGAGGAGGGUUCUCGUCCAUCAGCAGUGGUUUGUUUCGUGUCAAGACUUGCCUCGAGUCUGUAGAUGUCGAUAUGUUUGUUCAGUAGCACUUGAGACAGAUUAUAUGCCAAUAUUACAUAUGUUGUCUUCAGUAAUGCCUUUUAAUUACAGUUCCCUGUUUGCAGAUGUCGGUCAAUGUCAGGUUCACCCCUCAACGUCCAACAGUUACCACAAAAAAUGCUUUUAAACUUUGCAGUUCGGACUUGGUAGCAGUGGAGAUUCCUCAGCUUUAACCGCUGAUAUGUGCAGUAGCCUAGCUUCAACAUUCAGUGUGUUCAAAUGGUACAAACUCAAGAAUUAGUGGAACACUUCAAUGUUCCACUAAGGAAUCCACUUUAACUUUUUUGCCUUCAUUUCUGGAAGCUAUCAGACCGUGCUAACCAGUGAGCUAGCUAGUUAGUGUCGUAGCCACCCAAAGUUUUUAGCAAAGUUUAGGUUUGCAAGUAAAGGCAGCUUUACAAUAUUUGUUAUGAUUUGAAUUAUUCAAACACGAAACUUUAAUUUAAAAAAAAAAUAAAAAUAAUUAAUGUCCCUAGGCCCUGCUCGGGCUAGGCAGCUAGUCGCUUGCUAACCAAUGAGCUAGCUAGGUAUUGUUGUACCACCCAAAGUGUAGGUUUGCAAGUAAAUGCAGUUUUAGAUUAUUUUUUAUUAUUUGAAUUAUUCAAACACAAAACUUUCGUUUAAACACAAAAAGUUCUCCGAUUAAUGUCCGUAGACCCUGCCCGGGCUCGGCAGCUAGUAGCUUGCUAACCAGUCAGCUAGCUAGGUGUUGUUGUAGCCACCUGAAGUAAUGAGCAAAAUUUAUGUUAACAAGCUGCUCUAAACGUUGUUUUUUGAAGCACCGCCUGUGACGUUGCUCAGCAAUAAAACAGAAACAGGAGAAAUCUUGACUUUGGUGAAAUUUCGUUGAUUUGUGGAAGUCAGCUUUUGGUUAAAUUUUAGGAUUUCAGUGAUGGAAAGACACAAACGUCUUCCACUGGCUCACGGGCUUCUUCAUACGCAUCAAGUUUGGGAAAACUAUUGAAGAACGGCGCCAGAAAGUGUAUUCUCAACGUGACGCUUGAUGUGUUGAGACGUUAGUUUUAUUCCGUUUAAACGUUGCACUGAUUCUCUCAAAGAGCACGAAGGGAACCGUAAUCAGAGGUAUUACUGACAGUUUGUACCAAAGACACUAUAAAACUUGGUCACUGUAUAGUUUUGUCUUUUUAUAUAUCAUAAGGGAUACGACAAUGUUUGUUGAGGGGGGGAAAUGUAAAAUUAAAGAUGUAAGAUUUUACAGUAACAUACUCUUUUUGUAGCGGGACUUAGAGUUUUAUGAAUAAAUAUUUAAGUUUGAUUGAAAAA
Messenger RNA from Stegastes partitus (bicolor damselfish), 3318 nucleotides. Its product is annotated as serine/threonine protein kinase 26. Gene Ontology annotation, cellular component: Golgi apparatus; cytoplasm. The transcript is spliced from 12 exons. Lineage: Eukaryota; Metazoa; Chordata; Actinopteri; Pomacentridae. Gene Ontology annotation, biological process: protein phosphorylation; negative regulation of cell migration. The coding region runs from base 210 to 1442 and encodes 410 amino acids. Gene Ontology annotation, molecular function: protein serine/threonine kinase activity; ATP binding. The record is from RefSeq and is a predicted model, not a curated record.